AUGAAGCUCGCUCUCAUCCCCCUCCUCGCGACCCUCGCCGCCGCGGCGCCGUCCGCCCCCGGAUGGCGUUUUGACCUCAAGGCGGAGACGUCGGGGAUCGUCGCGCUCGAGGCCAUCGUCGUCUCUCCCACGCUUGUACUCUUCUUCGACCGCGCGUCCAACGACCCGCUCCAGAUCAACAACCACUCCGCGUGGGGUGCGCUCUGGAACCUCGAGAGCAGCACUGUCCAGCCGCUCGAUGUCUUCAGCAACUCCUUCUGCGGCAGCGGCGCGCUCAUUAGCAACGGUAGUAUGGUCAGCGUCGGCGGCGACCCGGACGGCUUUACCGGAAACCCGGCCAUUCACCCGGGUAACCAAGCCAUCCGCGUCUUCGAGCCAUGCGAAUCCCCGACCGGCGAGGGCUGCACUCUCUUCGACAACCCGGACGCCCUGCACCUGCUCGUCAAGCGGUGGUACACAACUGCCAUCCGUAUUUUCGACGGUAGUCUGCUCAUCAUUGGCGGCAUCCACGAGUCGACGCCAUUCUACAACACCGACCCGGCUCUCAGCUACGAGUUCUUCCCGCGCAAGGAAGAUACUCCGCGGCCGUCCGAGUUCUUGAACAGGAGUCUUCCGGCGAACCUCUUCCCACGGGCUUUCGCGUUACCAGACGGCAAGGUGUUCAUCGUCGCCAACAACCAGUCGAUUAUUUACGACAUCGAGGCGAACACCGAGCGCAUCCUUCCCGACAUCCCGAACAACGUCCGCGUCACGAACCCCAUCGACGGUUCCGCAAUCCUCCUCCCGCUUUCCCCGCCCGACUUCAUCCCCGAAGUCCUCGUCUGCGGCGGCACUCAGACCGACACCAUCGACCCCCUCCUCCUGUCUUCCCAGACCCCCGCCACAACGCAGUGCUCACGCAUACGCCUAGACGAAGCCGGUAUCGCCAAGGGCUGGGAAGUCGAGCACAUGCUCGAGCCACGCGUCAUGCCCGAGCUCGUGCACCUCCCCAACGGCCAAGUCCUCAUCGCGAACGGCGCGCGCUCCGGGUUCGCCGCGAUCGCGAGCGUCAGCGAGCCCGUCGGGAACUCGAACGCGGACCACGCCGUCCUCACCCCCUCGCUGUACACGCCCACCGCGCCGCUCGGACGACGCAUCAGCAACGCGGGCAUGCCGUCCUCGGGCAUCGCGCGAGUGUACCACUCGAGCAUCAACCUCACGCCGCAGGGCAACUUCCUCAUCGCGGGUAGCAACCCGAACAUGAACACGACGGUGGGCCCCGGCGUGAAGUUCCCGAGCGAGUUCCGCGUGCAGACGCUCGACCCGCCGUUCAUGUUUGUCGACCGGCCGAAGAUUGGGGCGACGCCGAAGAAGCUCGCGUUCAACAAGAAGGUCACUGUUCCGAUCUCGCUGCCGCUCGCGCUCACGCGGCCGGGCGCGAAGGUCCAAGUGUCGCUGAUGGACCUCGGGUUCUCGACGCACGCGUUCCACUCGAGUGCGCGUCUGGUCUUCAUGGACGCGACCAUCUCGGCCGACCGCAAGUCGCUCACGUUCACGACGCCCCCGAACGGGCGCGUGUUCCCGCCGGGCCCUGCGACCGUUUUCUUGACGGUCGACGACGUGACGAGCGAGGGCGCGUGGGUCAUGAUGGGGAGCGGGAACUCGCCCCCGACCCUGGAGUGA
Trametes versicolor FP-101664 SS1 is the source of this 1662-nucleotide messenger RNA. RefSeq names its product glyoxal oxidase precursor. Lineage: Eukaryota; Fungi; Basidiomycota; Agaricomycetes; Polyporales; Polyporaceae. The transcript has 4 exons. The record is from RefSeq and is a predicted model, not a curated record. The coding region runs from base 1 to 1662 and encodes 553 amino acids.